GAGCGGCACUGCUGGCAUAAACUUCGAACACAGUUGGGGCGACGGCAUAGCUGUGCUUCGUUUUUUCAACGAGAUCUUCAAAGACACAGAGUCAAGGCCGGCAGUGCAUCCAGACGUCCUCUGCAGUCCUGACAAGUAAGUUUUGUGCAAUCUACCUGACUUUACGACGCAGCACAAAUCUGACCUCUUCGUCUGUCCCGUCUUUAAAUAAUUUACGGGGACAGUGCGUGCCUUCUGCAAAACAAAUUAGCAUGUUUGGCUUUUGGGGGGAUCUUAGUCAUGUCUGUACGGCCAAGGAUUCAGGUUAAUUAUUAAUUCCUCCCUUUUAGUUAAUCUGUUUUGAUAACCGGCUUGGAAUACAGCAAUGAGCCAAGAGUCCGCUAAUGACAAGCCCGAGUUGUUUAGAUGUUUUUACCAACUGACCUUUGGAUUUCAGUGCCUUCUCUUUCACUAUUAUACCUGAUCGUUCACCAUGUUAAUUCCACAGCUUUCUUCACUUCUGGUUUUGACUCUUUUAACUCUACACGAUCAACUUAGCGCAAACAUCUAUCCGUCGAAACAUGUUUCUGUUUUUGUGCAGUAGUAUUUUCCACUGGUUAAAUAAAAGGACUCUAAUUGAAAGUACUUGGACUCGGUAACGGCCACUCCCACUUGAUGCAGUAAACUCGAUCGCGACUAACAGAGCGUUAACCCCCCGUGACUCCAUCGGUGGAGCGUUAAUUUAACUUUUGAGAUUGAGUUAAGUAUGACCGGUUUGCCAUGGGAAGUAAGCCUAACGUGCCCAUUCUACUAUCUCUCUCUCUCUCUCUCUCUCCCUCCCCCCUCUCUCUCUUGUAUUUCUCGGGAAUACUUCUUGACCAUCAGUGGAAGUGGAGAUUCGUGUGUCAGGAAUUAAGUAAUAUGGAAGGUGAUUCUAGUUUCGGGCAGAUUUAUGUAUGAGUGCAGGUUUGGACCACUCUAACUCAUCAGCAGUGGACCAUCGCAAGCUCCGGCGUCAGAACACCUUUGGGACCCACUUAUUCCCAGCAGUAAUUUCUUUACUUUAUAAAGACGAAAAGCUUUCUCGCACGGAGGUUUAUGUGCGAGUAGGAAGGAAGGCGACUGGUCGUGUGCCGGAACCAUUUCUUUAUUUUUUGAGCUUUUGGACUCCUACAGGAGUUCAUCUUUAGCGAUGACAGCAGCAACAGAACAAGUGGCGUUUACAGGAAUCAUAAGCCAAUCGACGGUCGGUGUUGCAGGUUUGGGGCUGUGUACGCUAACUCAGACCUCAAUCAACUCUUGGUUUGUCCUAAUUCUCGCAUGGGCAAUUGUCUCGGCAGCUAGGAACUUUAACCCAUGACCAGUUUCGAAGGAGUGGGCAGCCACUUAUGACACUUCGUCGUCCCGUCGUAUCGCUGACUUAUGCUCCUAUAUGCACAAUCCGAGCGUGCCCAGCCUAAUCCGUGUAAUUAAAACCACUAUUUAUGCACGAGAUAAAAUACACUGCUCUCUGCGGUUUUGUGGUUUUUUAAUUUCCAUGCCUCUAUUGCGCACGAUGGUUUCGGGAUGCUGUGCAAUUUCAACACCCAGUCCCACAACAGUGCACUCGGUCGCCUCUGAAAGCCCUUAAUGUGCGGUGGACAACUCCAUAUCCUCAGUGGCAUUUCUAUGAUGACCCAUGUAAACAUCAACUUACGGAUGCCCUCGGGUGACAAUUCCACAUUAACUGAUAGCGGAGCCAUCGCGCCUCAUGUGGUUAGAGCGUUGGCUGUACUAAAGCCUUCUCCUUACUGUGUGGGUUCGAAUACCACCGAGGCGCCGAGUUUCUCACAGUUGGGUCAAUAUGAAUUUUAGAUAGUUGUCAAAGAAACUCAACUGCAAUGGUAUUAAUAUCGAGCAGAAGUGAAAAAAUGAACAGCAACUGGAUAACUGCUUUUGUCCCAUCUAUUAUGACACAGAUGAAUAGGCAGAUGUUCAAUCAAAAGCCAAUAGACAACGGUUGAUGGGCUAACGCGGAAUACUUUCUUAACUAGUCGAUUUAUUAACCUCAUUAAACGAUUUUCUUUAGUUUUAGGGCACGCCCAAAGUUAUCGGUAGGUAUUUUAUGAGGCUCGAUGCAUGCACAGCCUUCGAUUCACCCCGUCUUCGGUGAGAGCGGGAUAGUUAUUGUAUUGGAUUAAUAAAAUGUCUUUUAACAAUAGUUGUGUUGAAAUAAUAAUGCUGUUGAAAUCCUCACGUAUUUCAUACCCGCUUGUUAAACUGGGUUAACUGUGGAAGCUUUAUCUCUAUGAUUUUCGAUUAAAGUACAAUGGUUGGGAAAAGACUUAAUACAUGACUGAAUUUUAAAACUGCAAUUUCGGGAAGAGAGGUUUACUUGAUUGAGGUUGCAUUAAUGGCACGUAAAAAUACCUUAAAGGACGCCUCAUGCAAGUCAGGAUGGUGACUUCUGUUUGAGCCAUUUUUUCAGUCACCUUCGAAAACUGCUUUCGAAAAUAGUAGGCAUAUGCUUCGUCAGUUUUUGUUGGCCGCAACAACGCAAUCGCAUUAUGGGGGUGGAACGCGUAAAAAUGCAGUUACUGUACUUCCUGAAAUAUUGAUGGACGAGUAGAGAGGGAAACUAAUCGAGCAGCGGAACCGCUUUGUUUAUUUUUCUGAGCUUUUGAACUUAUAUUGAAGCCCAUCCUCAGGAUAGGCAGCAACACCUGAAAAGUUAACAGUUACAGGGGUCAUUAGCACUUAGACUGAUUGAAGUCACGCCUUAUGCCACUGCAAUUUCAUUUUCUAGCAGUCCUGGCUGCCAUGUGGUCCACCUGAAUAACUUAAUGAGAAUUGGCAAGCAAAUUCGGCGGCUAAGUAUAUGUGGAUAUAUGGCCUACACAGCUGCCAGCUGGUGUGCGUUUCUUGCCUAUCUGAGCAGUUACGCGUAGGCCAUUGACGUGGUCAGAAAGUCUAUUUAAAAGUACAAGAAUACCGUGUAAGAUGCGCCCCCUAUUCUUUUGUACUCUUCCAGCCUGCCAGCUGCCAGCGUGCAGAGACUCGAGUGGCUUGUGGACGAUCUGCUUUUUGAGGGUCUAAUCCUUCCAGCCUGGCAGGACUAUGAAACCCGCCGCGCCGAUCUACAAAUAAACAUCCUGCAAACGACUGGAAUUCUUCACAAGAGCAAAUGUAAGCGGGCUGGUCUCAGUCCGGAUGCCAUGUUACAACUCGCAAUUCAGGUGAGUGUUCUGUUCUAUGUAUGAAAGCCCUUUGAGUGAGACUGUCAUUACUCGCCCACCGUGUUUCGGGGAGUGUAGCUUUUGGCAUCGACCGUAAGACCAGCGGAUUUUAAGGUUCGUCCACGACUGCUGCGUCUAGUCGACUGAAUUGCAGUAAAUACUGAUUUUCGACAGGUCACUCACCGCUUUGAUUUUCUAGCCUUUAUCUUCUCAUUGUCAUUGGACCCUAGCAAGACCAGUCGCAACGAGCGAGCCAUAGCUGUCUGUUAGGCCAGCACCAUGUUAAGCUGGUUUGCUGGGCAUCGGUUGCAUGAAACGGUUUGACCUAGAGAUGGUUUCCUACGGUUGUCGGAGGUAAAGACUGAUCCCUCUAUCCAGCCCCGCUGGAUACAGUAGGGACAUCUGAAUUUACUUUCUUGUGGUUACUUCAACCAGGCCCAAAAUGGGCUGCAUUUUUUCGUCAGACCUACACAGACAGGCACACGGAACCCGAUGGGGGAGAGAGAGGUCGACUGAGUGGGUGAGUGAGCUCGCUGCUACACAAGCCUCCCUCACUGUAGCAGAAUUCACGCGCAACUUGCCGUCGCCUCUCAGGGAUCUGUGCUGUUCAUCUUAGCUUGUAACUGGCGAAUUCACAUAGCCGCUUUAUGGGUCACUUUUCAUACCCUACUGCCGCAACCCGUCCAUCGUCCCCUCUGAAACCCAUUCUAGAUCAUAGUCCGGACAGGCUUCGAAUAGAUAAUAAUGAGGACGCGUCACUUGGCGUCACCCAUACCGCCCUCCGUUGACAUCGAGUGUCACUUGUGCAACGGACUCUGAGAGACGUACGACAAGAUCAGACACCGUGACCGAUCGAGCGACUGACGCAAUACAUUGCCGACCCUUGUUCUCCAUCAAAAUUGACAUCACACCAUCUGGAGCUUGCAAAAAUAGUUAACACCGUUAGGCCAGAUCAUCAUUUACCAGAUUACUGUUCGAGUAAAACACGAUUCGUGUCAGGCGAGAGACGUGCAUGUGUGUAAACCACCAGGGACGGAACGAAUGCUAUGUAAACAUGAGCAUACAAAAAGUGCCAGAGGUCGACGAGCCUCAAGCCCUGCUCAACCUAAUCCAAUUGCCACAAAAAUCAUCUAGUAAUCAGGUUCACUCUGAAGAGGAGGCCCUUUGGGCACUGGAAGCAACUGGCAGGAGGUGCUCUAAACAACACCCGGCACGAAAAAAUGUUUUGGGGAGCACAAAUACUUGACGUGGAGGUAGUCAACCGCGUACUUGGAGUGGUUAUUCCUUUUUUCACACAUAGUUUCGCCAAUGUUGCGUCCGUGUCACACUUUGCUAGCUUACCAACCCAGAGUUGUGACCCGUCCCGACUACCUGUAGUGCCCCUUCUAGCUGACUACCACGUGUAUGCUGUUCCUGAUUUGUUCUAUUCAUCCAUCAUGGGCCGCAUCACUCCCUGAAUAUGCUCUUUGUAUGUUUCGACAGCCUCCUUGGUUCACUGGCGGUGGGGCAAAAAAAUCAUCUUUCCGGUUGAUUUUUCAAAUACCACCACCGGCUUUUGGUAAAAGACACCUACGAGCCGUGAAGGAUCGUUACGUGAACAAUAUAAAACUUAUAUCUGAUGAUGGCCUUGGGAAACCAAAUAGUUAGUGGGAUGGCUGUAUACUCUCAAAAAGUGACUGUACUGUGACAUUUCCCCUUCCCUGAUAGAUCGCUGUUGGCUACUCACCCACUAGUCACAUCAGGGAGCAUGGAUACUUCUGCGCAGGGGUGGAUUCAGGCGAUGCGCGCAACACUUGGGCCUUGGUGUUGCUGACCACAUUGGCAGAAUCGAUGCUUGACUUCACGGAGGGUGCUGGACGAUGCUCAAUAUGGUUACUGUUUCUUCGUCUACAAACCGCACUCGGUUGAACAGGGCGCAUAUUCGACUGCCAUCUGCGAUCCAGUUGCAUGGGCUUAACUCGUUGUUGACCUAUCACUAUCUACAAAUCCCAUAACCCUUGGUGCCAUUAGAAGGGAAAAAAGAAUGUCAGGAAAUUUAAUAGUUGCCCCAGGAUUCUUAAGUUAAUGAUUUACUUGAGUAGUAUUUGACUGUCUCGGAAAGCCGGACCCAGUAAGCUUAAAAUGCGAGUAUCACAAGGAAAGCUGGAUUUUCUAACGACAGUAAUUUUCACAAUUACUCCUGAGAUUCCGUCUCUGGCAUGACUCGCACCGCAGACCGAGUUACUGACAGUACGGACGAAGAGUCGCCCCUUGAAAAAGACAGCGUGGAUGGAUCUGUGUUCGCCUAAGACGUACCUGUAAAUAUUUGAGUCCGUCCUCGAGAUGACCAACCGAAGACAUGAAGGAUCAGAAUGAAAGCUAAUUUCGAAAACAUACAUAUUCUUGCGAACUGUCUAGUUGGCAUGCCAACUGACUGAACUUCCCGCGGCAUUCUGCUGGCGGGCAUUUUUGAUUCCCUGAAUGCGCAACGGCAUCGGAAAAUCAAUAAUAGUGAGUGUUCUCAUAAAUAUGAGUACAAGUAACGCCUGUCCGCGGUAAAAGUUAAGGGAGUAAGCUUUAGGCUUUUCCUACACCCAUCCGUAAAAGCGGAGUGAUGCGUGUGACGGGUAGUUUGACCGUCGCAAGCGGCGAAGUCUCCUACGAGAUGGGCGGGGUUGCGGCUUGUGCGCGAAUUGACCCAUAAUGAAGCGGAAUUUCGUCAUACCAGCCUCGCGCAUUCUCUCUCCCCAUCCACUGCGCUUCGAUGACUAGACGAAGUUAUAACUUGGGCUGGUCUCAGUAGCUGACAUAUGCAGACGGACCGUCUACGCGUGCCACACGCAAGACUUGGACCGCAAAUUUCUACAUUAUUGGCACUAUUUGGCGGAUGUCGGCGCUCGCAUGAACCAAACGCGGCAUAAUUCUCAGUCCUGCGUAGGACCGACACAUAUCAUCAUUUGAUAACUUCCCAGGCCACAACCUGUUCGCCUGCUGUGAUAGUUUUAAGGCACGUUUGGUUACUUGUGCUGAGGAAUUAAGCACUGCUCUGGGCUAGUUCGAUCUUUUUUUUCUUCUCCUAUCCAUCAGUAUGUCGUUCGAGUCCAGCCGAACGCGAAUAAGAUUGGAUCAGGGACUGACAUGACGUAAUCUCUAUGCCAAAUGCGUGCCCAUGUGGCGCUGGUGUGAAGGCCUAUACUGACGGAUGGGGCAUUAUGCCGGAUACAAGGAAGUUUGCUUAGUGCUGUGGCUGCCAAGUGCAGUGAUAGCAGCUACUAAUUAAACUUUCCCAGUUAUGGUGUAUUAGCAGUGUUAGUUGGCCUUUUAAUAUCAAGCUAGCCAAAUUUUUCUCGUAAACCUUUUUAAUCCUUUAAUUUCUCCGUGAACUACAGUAGUGCUCUGUUUGAAAUGCCGACCAUCCGGAAGGGGCAGCCAAAUGUCUUGUUGCAUUUAAUGCUGACAUCAGAGCGUUCGUAACCUACUUUAGACUCACAACAACGUUUUAUGCUUAACGAAAGGAAGGUGAACUUGCGAAAAGAAUGGGUCCCUGGACUCCCUGGCCGCUGGUCUGUUCUAGAAGACGGAAAUGAACAACAAAAUAACACUGGUUACAGUGUUAUUUUAAACUGGUCUUUCUCCCAGUGCAGCGACAGUAUUAAGACAGAUAUGGCUGGUGAUGAACCCACUAUCGGCCAAUUGUUGUGUACUUACCCAUACUUUAUUGGUCUUUAACGAGUGAGAAUUAACUUCAUCUGGCCGACUUAAUGCGAACUUAUAUUUAGCAACAGUUGUUCAAUCGCAGUCGCUUUUAAUGGUUUAUAGGCGCACUUUACGGUCGCUAUGAUUUAGG
Messenger RNA from Spirometra erinaceieuropaei, 7020 nucleotides. The record is from the annotation of a GenBank genome assembly. NCBI's taxonomy places the organism in Eukaryota, Metazoa, Platyhelminthes, Cestoda, Diphyllobothriidea, Diphyllobothriidae.